AAAACGGCCUAUUUGAAAUAAAAACUAUGAUGAUUUUUUAUUUUGAUGCAAAGCAGAUAAAGCCUUAAGAAACUUUCCAAAAAGGAAAUUCUCCUUGAUGUUGUCAGCGUCGUGUCGAAGCGACCACCCAGUUCGUGAGUGUACCAUUUCUAAAGCAACUUAGAAAGCCACAGUCACCCUUUAAAGCGUAUGUUCUAUGUUCAUUCCUCUCAUACAGCCCCAACGGUUGGAGGGAUUUGAAUUUUUUAAAUCACUAGAUCAAAUAAGCAAAUAAAAACGACACCCCGAUAAUAGUACCGCAGCGAAAUCGGUACAUUUGCUUCGUAGCGACGGUAUCAUACACAGAUUGACGCAUGGAAAAAUACAGUGUUGAAACUUAUAACACCUUUCUUAGAAAAGAUGGUUUUCUAGAUACUCAUGAUCUUGAAAUAGAAGAUUUUAGAGGACAAUCCCUAGAAAACCCCUUUUCAAAUAAAAAUCGAUUCAUCCUUUAUAGUGCCACGGUUCUACACAUAGACACACACAUAAUGGUCACAUUUAUACCAACCUUCUUUUACUCGCAACGUAUACAUACACCUAUUACCUUUUCAAAACGUCAAAAUUCUCAAAGAGUUAUCAUAAAAAUAAUUUUAGUUAUUCAUAUCACCUACUUUCUCUAGUUAGUACCUAAUUAUUCCGAUUUUUCUUCAUAAUUAACCUCAAUAAAUACUAAUAUAACCUACUACCUACAUGUAUGUUGUCUAGACUUCCCGAUAGCCAACGUCCAGUGCCAGUACGACUGUCCGUCGGACGAGGAGCGGCGCGCGCGGCCUCCGCCCGACCACACGUACGACACGCCCGACGAGCCGCCGGCGUUCAUCAUACGACACGUGGCCAAUGCUCUACAGAUGCCGAGCCCACCUCACUUCCCCGAGUCUCGGCCCAAGAUCAUGACGAUAGGCCCGACGUCCGCGUCCGCCGUCAACGUCAUACACGUCGGGGACAGCCCGCAGGCGGGCUCCUGCUCCCAGCCGACGGAGUACAGCAUCAACAAGCGCAUCCGCCGCAGCGAGGUGGUGCUGCGCCAGGCCGCCGACUGCGUCAGCCGCGGCCUCACCUUCCAGACCGUGUCCGAGCAGUUCAACAUACCUAUAUCUACUAUACGUUUCUUCAUGGCGCGGAAAGGCAUUUUACCGCGGCGCAGACGAGGGCGAAGCACGCAGCCGAGUCGUCCAUGCAGCAGUCCAGAGCCCCCCUUCCACAUGCAACACUUCAAACUGCCAGACAUGGUGGCCCUGAGACCAGACGACGACGACCCCCCGCAGUAGGACACUAACAACCAACCAGGGGUCUACAGUCACUGGUCACAAGCAACUGUAAAUAUUGCCUUAACUAUUACUAAGGACGCAAUAUAUAGUUAAUACUUACUUUAUAUAUGUAUGUGGUCUUCGUGAAGACAAUCUGUGUACUUUAGAAAUGAAUAUUCAAUAACUUUUGUAGUUGUGGAAAAGAGAUACCGUUAUACACCUUGUACAUGCUGUCUUACUUACACACCUGCAAUAGUCUUGCCUUAAGAGAGAGUGGUAUGAUACCCCUUAAGGUGGGGAGUGGGGCGGAGAGGAAUGGAGGGUAGAGGAUUGAAAAUUUGACAGUUAAUUGAUUGGCCUGUGGUUAGUGUACCUGACUGCUAUGCCGGAGGUCCUGGGUUCGAUUCCCACCCAGGACAAAUG
Molecule: messenger RNA, 1709 nt
Organism: Trichoplusia ni (cabbage looper)
Lineage: Eukaryota; Metazoa; Arthropoda; Insecta; Lepidoptera; Noctuidae
Exons: 5
Coding region: 888-1307 (139 amino acids)
Source: RefSeq, a predicted model, not a curated record